This is a messenger RNA of Anisakis simplex (herring worm), 864 nucleotides long. Lineage: Eukaryota; Metazoa; Nematoda; Chromadorea; Rhabditida; Anisakidae. The record is from the annotation of a GenBank genome assembly.
AUUUUGCUAUGCAUUAGUCGUAAACGAGAAUGUAAUUUUCAGUUGGGUACGGGUCGUUUCAGUUCAAUAAAAUUGGCACAGCAUAAGGAAUCACAAUGUAAAAUUGCGAUUAAAUUCUUCCCAAGACCACAAACUAAACAGGUUGAUUUCAUUCGUGAAUACAACUAUUCAUUCUUUUUAUCACCGCAUCCCAACAUAAUCGACUCAUACGAAGGGAUGUUCCAAACUGAUGAUGAUACAGCCUUCUUUUUUGUUCAAGAAAUUUGUCCAUAUGCUUCACUUCGAGAAGCUGUUGAGUCCUCUGCAAAUGGAAUUGGUGAGAGUGCAACAAGGUCGGUGAUGAGUCAACUUCUGGCCGCAAUUGAAUUUAUGCAUAGUGAGAAUUUGGUACAUCGAAAUUUAAAAGCUGAGAACGUACUGAUUUUUGAUUCAAAAGAUUUUUCCAAGGUGAAAUUAACAGACUUUGGAUUAACGAGAAAAGUGGAUUCAACAGUGAGAUAUUUGGAAUACGUGAAUAAUUAUCAUGCACCUGAGUUAUGCGAAACGGUUGUUAAUGAAGUUUUAAUUGUUAGUCGAUCAAUCGAUAUUUGGGCACUUGGAAUAAUAUUUUACUACUGUCUGAAAGGACGUUUUCCGUGGCAAAAAGCAACAAUCAUGUGUAAGCCGUACUGGGAAUGGGAACAAUGGUUGAAGCGUAAGAAUCCUUUAUUACCGAAACGUUUCGAGCCAUUCAGCGAGAAGUCCUUAAAAAUACUCAAGAAGACCCUCACGCCAAGAUGUAAAGAUAGGUGGUCAGCAAAAGAUAUUCGAAAAUGUGUUUUAAAAGAGAAGUUACUGAAAUCUCAAAAGGUACCAGAAGAUUGA